Candida albicans SC5314 is the source of this 2292-nucleotide messenger RNA. It is a transcript of the gene MNN15, whose product is annotated as putative alpha-1,3-mannosyltransferase. Gene Ontology annotation, cellular component: Golgi apparatus. The coding region runs from base 1 to 2292 and encodes 763 amino acids. The transcript has a single exon. Lineage: Eukaryota; Fungi; Ascomycota; Pichiomycetes; Serinales; Debaryomycetaceae. Gene Ontology annotation, biological process: protein O-linked glycosylation. Gene Ontology annotation, molecular function: alpha-1,3-mannosyltransferase activity. The record is from RefSeq and is a predicted model, not a curated record.
AUGAGGUUCACUUUGAAAAAAAUAUUCUUUGUAUUCCUAACAUUAUUGAUAAUACUGAUAGGUUAUUUAUUACUACAAUCAGUUGAUUUACAACGUAUAAGGGAACUUUUACAUGAUAGUGAAAAAUUUGAUCUCGAGAGUCUAAAGCAAGCUAGCUUGGAGAUAAGAAAAGAGAUUCAUUAUACAAAUUAUUUAUUCAGUGGAUACGACAACUUUACACAGCAGUUUUCCGACGAGGAAACCCUUAAGCAAACUUCAUUAAAUGAUAAAUGCAAACUAGUUUUCACACAAUGGAAAGAGUCGCAUCCAGACUUUGAAUUCAAAACUUUCGAGCCUGAAUAUGAACGGUACGAUAAAUCUUCUGACCGUAAGGAGUUAUUUUUCAAAGAAAGAAUAAACCAAUUGAGAAAACGGUUCGAGAAGGACAGCAAUAAUAAGAAUAAACAGUUCACAUUAUCAAGACAGGACAAUAAAACUAUUUCUCAGGAAUAUAUGGAACAUGUGAACCGGUCAAAAAAUGUUUUACAAUUCAUGGCUGAUUUUGUAUCAAUGAUGAGACUAUAUGGCAAGUGUUUUUUUGGUAGAGAAUUGGACGAUGAGUUGAAAUCUAUUUACAAUGAGUUUAGAGGGAAGCUUUUCCCCUUUAUAAGCAGCCAAGCUCCCAAAUUCAGAAAAAGUGGGGAGACUGAAGAGUUUGGUUGGCCAAUUUACGACAAUGAGAAUAAUAUUAUUGAUAGGAAAACUGAAUUUGGUGAUAAUCCCAUUGAAUUUCUUCAGAAGAAUUCUAAAGGUAAAGGAAUAGUUAUAUCUGUAUCAACAAGAUAUGCCAAAGAUGCAAUGAGAUUGAUAAAAAUACUUCGAGCAUUGAAUAAUAGACUCCCUAUCCAAAUUAUAUACAAAAAUGAUAUUACCAAGAAAAAUAUUGAACUUUUGGAAUUUGCUGCAGUUGCAACUCCAGAAGAAUUAUUUGACCCCGAAACCAUUCGAGAUGGUGCUAAAUUUAUGCCUGAAUUGAAUUUACUAGAACAUUAUAAAAAUUAUGGGUCUGAAUUCCCCAUUCAAGAUUUAACGUUUGUCAACAUUGCCGGAUGUGUUUCACGACCAUAUAGAUUUUCAUUCCCAGGUUAUUCAAACAAAAUUUUAGCAAUGCUUUAUUCUUCCUUUGAGGAAAUCAUUUUAUUUGAUGCAGAUGUUGUUCCUACAGUGAAUCCACAAGAAUUUUUUGACUCCAAAUAUUAUAAAUCUUCUGGGACUUAUUUUUUCCAGGACCGAUCUUUACGAGAUUUUAAUGAUUUCAUAGAGACAAAUUUCUUUAGUACGUUAUUUCCAAGUAACGAAAAAUCCAUUGAAACAAUAUUUGAUAUUCCUAGAGUUGGUGAGAAAACUUUCAAUAAUAAGUAUAUGACAGGAUGGAGACAUUAUCAGGAAGCUGGGGUUGUUGCUUAUAAUAAGAUGCAACAUUUCUUAGGAAUUUUAAUGAUGUUCCCAUUAGCACUUUGGAGUGAACCAGUGCAAUCCUCUAUUUGGGGUGAUAAAGAAAUGUAUUGGUUGGGUUUAUCAAUGGCUGGAGAUGAGAAUUAUGAAUUUAAUAAGUAUGCUGCAGCUUCUGUUGGUGAAAAAACCACUGAACAAAAAUACAAGUAUUAUCCCAAUUCUGACAGCAAUGAAGUGUGUUCGACACAUCCUGGUCAUAUUGAUGACAAUGGGAGGUUAUUGUGGAUAAACUCAGGGUUUAGUUAUUGCAAAAAGAAUGGAUAUUUUCGAGAUAAAGGAAAAUUUCCUUUUUCAACUUUUGAACUCAAUGAUUUAGUCGAGCUUUAUAAUUCACCAAUAAAAAUUAGAGCAGGACUUGUUCCCCCUGAUUUACCUAAUCAAAGAGAACCAGGAAGCCCCCCUGAUACCAAACCUGAAAUGGAAUUUCGUAAAUCCUGGAAAUCACGUAAAAAGGAUACCGACGAAAUCAAUGAGAAAUUACCCGAGGGUCAGGAACCAUAUGACUUUAUUAGUGAAUGGGGACCUCAAAAAGGUUGGGUAAAAAAUGGAAUUUGUUCUGGUUAUUAUUACUGUGCUUAUGAUAAAAUAACUAGUUAUUCUUCGGAGAAGGAGUUUGAUACUGGGACACUUUUUGAAUUUGAUACCAAAUCAUGUGAAUUGUAUGAUUAUUUGAGUAAAAUAUGGCACACUGGUGGAUCCAAAAUGAAGCCAAAAGUUAAAUUAGAAACUGAGAAACUUGGAACUGGUUCGGAUAAAGAACAAMMAAAAGAUGCAACAACAGUAAGGUUGAGAAUUUGA